CAACAAGACGCCAUUGCUUGCUUUGUUUGCUUGCGUGGGACACGGCAGACCCCUCGGAUAAAGUACCGAGCCAGUCUUGUGUAAGUGUAUCACAAUGGCCGCUACAAGUCAUACAGAAAAGCGCGAUGCCAUUGCCGCCACAGAAAACGUCACAAUGGAGAAGCUGGACUGCGUCGUUGUGGGUGCUGGUUGGUAUGGAUUGGCUGCUGCGAAGCAGUUUCACGUCACUCAACCAGAAUGUUCGCUCGCGGUGUUCGACUCCCAGUCCAGCCUGGGUGGCACGUGGGCCGACGACCGUCUAUACCCAGGCUUGAAGAGCAACAAUCUACUGGGAACUUUCGAGUAUCCCGACUUCCCCAUGGACACGCCGACCUUCGGCGUCAAGCCCGGUGAACACAUGCCGGGAGGAGUUAUCAAUAGUUACCUUAAAGCGUACGCGGCCAGGUUUGGAAUCGCCAACUUGGUCCGUCUAAAUACCAAAGUCCUCGUUGCUGAGCAUCAGGAUACCGUCGAGGGUGGCUGGGUCUUGACGGUUCGGCAGCCGGACCAAAGCGAAACCAAGGUCUUCGCGCGCCGAGUCGUCUUUGCUACCGGUCUAACUUCAGAGCCAUUCUUACCACACUUCGAAGGUGAAGAAACGUUUGGCGGCAGAAUAUUCCAUGGCAAGCAAUUUAAACAAAAUGCCGACACGCUGCAGACCGCCAAGAGGGUGACGAUCUUCGGCGCCACCAAAUUCGCAUGGGACGCCGUUUACGCGUACGCCACCGCCGGCGUGAAAGUAGAUUGGGUAAUUCGGUCUUCUGGCCACGGGCCAUGUUGGAUCGCGCCAUCAUAUGUAACUCCACUUAAGAAGUGGAUCGAGAAGCUUGCCAACAUGCGUUUCCUGACCUGGUUCAGCCCCUGCGCAUGGGGUGAUGUUGAUGGCUACGGCGGAAUUCGUGGCUUUUACCAUGGCACUCCCGUUGGGCGCGCCAUCGUUAAUUCAUUUUGGAAGGUUUUAGGUGGAGAUGUUAUCAGUCUGAACGGAUACGAUUCUCAUCCGAAGACGGCUAAGCUGAAGCCCUGGACUAGCGCCAUGUUUACGGGUGCCAGCUUCAGUAUCAUGAAUUACGAUACCAACUUCAUGGAUCUCGUUAAGAGCGACCUCGUCGACGUAUACGUUAGCGAAAUCGACCAUCUCAGCCCGGGAAAGGUCCAUCUAUCUGACGGCACCGAGUUCGAGUCGGACGCUCUACUUGCCCACACAGGUUGGAAACACGUACCGCCCAUCAAGCUGCUACCGGAAGGCAUCGAAGCCGAACUUGGUGUUCCUCAUGCGCCAAACCCUGAUGCACCGGCGAACGACCUCGCCAACAAUGCGAAGCUCAUGGAGCGUGUCGACAAGGAUAUUCUGGACCGUUUCCCCCGGCUGAGGGACCCACCGGUAUGGAACAAGGAUUAUGUUCCCAUGACAGAACAGAAGGGCAUCAAGAGCGACGACGAUGUAACGCCGUACAAGCCGCUCACACCGUAUAUGCUGCACCAUUUCCUCGUGCCCCCAUCUGAAAGGUUCCUGCGCACCCGCGACACAGCGUUUAUUGGUAUCGUGUCCAACUUCAGCAACAUGAUCACGGCACACCUUCAAGGUCUCUGGAUCAGUGCGUAUUUCGCCGGUAAGCUGGAACGAGAUCCGUCGGCGGCAGUUGGCGACGCGAAGGCGAUGGAGCAGCUUCAGUACGAGACCAUGCUACACAACCGCUUUGGCAAGUGGCGGUAUCCGACCGACGGCACGAAGAAUCCCAACUUCAUCUUCGACGCCGUCCCGUAUCUCGAUCUCCUACAGAGCGAUCUGGGUCUCAACAUCUACCGCAAGAAGGGCUUCCUGGCGGAGCUCUACGAUCCGUAUGGUCCCGAAGACUACCGCGACGUAAACAGCGAGUGGAUGAACAAGUACGGCAACAUGAAGAAAUUAGCAUCUCUAGACGACAGCUUAAAACCUCUAGACUCGCAGGAAGCCGAAUCUGGGUCGGAAUAAAAAUCUAACUGGAGCUUUUUUCUAUGCGCUCUGUGAGCAAAGCACGGGCGUGUGCUAAUGAGGGCUGUACUUUAUCUGGAUUACGGGCACUAACGGGCAGGGAUGGAGUUGUCUUCUUGAUGAUAUAAAAAAGCACUUCUUCAUUUUUUCUAUAUGUAUUCUUUUUUUUUUU
This is a messenger RNA of Daldinia caldariorum, 2186 nucleotides long. Its product is annotated as FAD/NAD(P)-binding domain-containing protein. NCBI's taxonomy places the organism in Eukaryota, Fungi, Ascomycota, Sordariomycetes, Xylariales, Hypoxylaceae. Gene Ontology annotation, molecular function: N,N-dimethylaniline monooxygenase activity; flavin adenine dinucleotide binding; NADP binding. The transcript has 4 exons. The coding region runs from base 95 to 2014 and encodes 639 amino acids. The record is from RefSeq and is a predicted model, not a curated record.